Messenger RNA from Lathyrus oleraceus (garden pea), 1196 nucleotides. RefSeq lists its product as uncharacterized. The record is from RefSeq and is a predicted model, not a curated record. Gene Ontology annotation, molecular function: protein-folding chaperone binding; adenyl-nucleotide exchange factor activity; protein homodimerization activity. The coding region runs from base 68 to 952 and encodes 294 amino acids. Gene Ontology annotation, biological process: protein folding. Gene Ontology annotation, cellular component: chloroplast. Lineage: Eukaryota; Viridiplantae; Streptophyta; Magnoliopsida; Fabales; Fabaceae. The transcript is spliced from 3 exons.
CAUCGUAUUGCCACAUAAACUCAUACAACAAAUAGCACAAUCUCUGUUUCGUUACUAGUACAAUCCAAUGGCUACUUCUCUGUCGAAUCAAUUUCUAUUAGGUUGUUGUUCAUGUUCUUCCAAAUCUCCUCAACAACCCAAAUUCGCACGCUUUCCAUCUCGCCCCUUUUCCGCCUCCAACACUCUCUUAGGGUUUCCAACUCCAUUUCCCUCUCUCCAUCCAACCCCACUCUUCGCUUCUUCCCAAACAAAUAUCGAAACAGAAACAGAGGAGAUUCAAAUUGAUGAAGAUCGAAAAAAUUUACCCAGAUUAGGGGUUCUUAUUGAAUCAUACAAGAAAGCCUUUCUUACUGGCGAUGAAAAGAUUGCGAUAAUUGAAGAAAGAAUACAAUUGAAGGAGAAUGAGAAGAAUAAAUUGGUUCAAAAAGUGUCUACUUUAUCGGUUGAUAAAGUUUCGGUUAAGGAGCAAUAUCUUCGCUUACAAGCGGAUUUUGAUAACUUUAGAAAAAAAUGUGACAAAGAAAGAGUUGGCAUUCAAUCGGAUGCCAAACAAGGAUUCAUUAAGAAACUUUUGUUGAUGGCGGACAAUUUCGAGAGAGUUAAACAACAAAUUGAAGCGGCGACGGAGAAAGAGAAGAAGAUUGAUGUGAGCUAUCAGAGUAUUUAUAAGCAGUUUGUUGAGACUUUGAGGAGUCAUCAUGUUUCCGUCGUAGCAACAGUUGGCAAGCCUUUUAAUCCCUUGCUACAUGAAGCCAUUGCACGCGAGGAGUCCGAAGUGUUCAAGGAAGGGAUUAUAAUUAAAGAAUCCCGACGAGGUUUCGUACUUAAAGAUAAGGUUUUAAGGCCAGCAUUUGUGAAGGUGUCCUUAGGUCCUGGGAAUAAGAAAUCUUCAGUGGCUCCUGCCAAGUCCGUGGAGCAGCCUUCAACAGCAGCUAGAAUCGAUGAAAGAUAAUUAAUAUCUUGAACUGUCUCUGUUAUUCAUCAAAAGCAUAGUUCCUUCUGCUUCAUGGUAUCUUUGUCAUUGGUAAACUUGAAAUGCUUAUUUUGUUCCAUCGAUGAUAUGUUGAGCCCAAGUGAGUAUAAUCCAUAAUGCGCCUCUGUUGAAACUGCACUGUAAUUUUGGUUUCAUCAUGGAAAUUGGGAAUUCUUUUUAAUUAUGGAAAAUUUAUGAAUUUAUUGGGGAAUUAUUUUUACAA